Saprolegnia parasitica CBS 223.65 is the source of this 1408-nucleotide messenger RNA. RefSeq lists its product as hypothetical. The record is from RefSeq and is a predicted model, not a curated record. The annotation marks the transcript as partial. Gene Ontology annotation, molecular function: ATP hydrolysis activity; ATP binding. The transcript has 9 exons. Lineage: Eukaryota; Oomycota; Saprolegniomycetes; Saprolegniales; Saprolegniaceae.
CCAUGCGGCAGGCAAUCGGUCGCGCGUGGCGCCCGCUCGUCGUCGCCGGCCCACUGGCGUCGCUGGCCGUCGCGCACUGCGCGAGCAGCCGUAGCGACCUCUCGGACACGUUGCCAGCGAGCGCGAUCCCGGCCUUUCUGAAACAAGAGCUCGACGCCGUCCGUGCCGGUAUGGGCGCUAAUAAUGCGCCCAAGGUUGCGAUCAGCACCCUUCGCCACACGCACAAGCUGGCGUUCGCUGUGCCCCAUGACGCCAAGGACAAGGUGCUUCAUGCGUUUGUGACGCAGGUCCAUGCCAACGAUUCCACCGCAGCACUCGAAGUGCUGCCCUCGACCUCUGCACCGCCGUCGCUCGACUAUGUCUUCACCGACGGCUCGGGCUCGGUGCAGGUCCGCGACGACCACUUCGUCCUCUUCAAGGACGAGCCGAUGACCAAAGGCGAUCUCGUCGCGUUUGCCGCCGCCUACUGCGCGUCGAGCGGGAACACUCGCUCGCAGAACGUCUCUCGGUCCAGAGCGCUCGAAGACGUGGCCAAGCUCGGGCUCAUCGUUUAUGAUGGCGACGGCGUCUUGACGUGGGACUCGCUCGCGGGCUACGACGCGGUCAAGGCCGAGAUCCAGGACACGGUCGUCCUCGCGCUGCAAAACCCGGCGCUGUACGAUGCGAUUGCUGAGCGCACGCGCUGCCGGUACGAAAGCAACCGGCCACGAGCCAUCUUGCUCGAAGGACCGCCGGGUACGGGCAAGACGCUGAGCGCGCGCAUCGUGGCUUCUCAAGCGGGUGUCCCGCUCGUUCACAUUCCGAUCGAGAGCCUUGUCUCCAAGUGGUACGGCGACAGCGAGAAGAAGAUGGCCGCGAUCUUUGACGCUGUCGACAAGCUCGACGGCGCGCUCAUUUUCAUUGACGAAAUUGACGCGCUUGCGACCGCGCGCGGGUCGGGCAACAUGCACGAAGCGACGCGCCGGAUGCUCUCGGUGCUCCUCCAAAAGCUCGAGGGCUUCGAGUCGGCGAAAAAGGUCACGCUGAUUGCGGCCACGAACCGCAAGCAAGACCUCGAUGCAGCGCUGCUGAGUCGCUUCAACCUCUGCAUUCGCUACGACCUCCCGGACGACGCUACCCGUGCCGCGGUCUUCCAGCGGUAUGCCAAGCAGCUGUCGUCGACCGACCUCGAGACUCUGGCGCAUCACACCAGUGGCAAGUCGUGCCGUGACAUCAAAGAGAUCUGUGAGUACACGGAACGCAAGUGGGCAUCGCACGUGCUUCGAAACGAGCAGUUGACGACGUCGACGCCAAAUGUGGAGGCGUACUUGGCUGCGAUCAAAGCCACGACGACGACGCCAGAAAGUGCAUUCGUGGACAUUUAACGUCCAAUUUAGAACUGCUCCCCGAGUCGAAUCGCAUACUGUGC